AUGUCGUCUCGCUCAUCACACUAUAGCGCGAAGUCGCUCUCCUCCUCAGCGGGGGAGUCGAUGGUAACGAGCCACAGCACUGUGUCCUCGAGCCGUCACCGUCGCACCGGCGCUGUCUGCAUCCAUGAGCCACGCGCCCCACCCAUGAAGAUGACGGCAAUGGAGCGCCUGCAACACAUCCGCAACUCCAUUACUCGGCUGAAGUAUAUUUGUGAGCGGCAGUAUCACACCGCAGCGCUUGAUCAGGCGUCCGAGGUGUCCGUCACGUCGUUCUUUGAGCGACUCCGCAAGAAACUGUCGAGGCUCGAGUUCAGCCGUAGCCACAUCGGCACCCCAGAGACCGGCGGCCCGCAGCAGCUGAAGUACAUUGCGAAGGAGGCGAGGCAGCUCAUGAACACCGUGCAGGAGGUGGUGCGCGACACGGCGAACACUUCCGCGACGGCGACAUGCAUUUACGAGGGCAUGCAGCAUCAUCACAUGCAAGAGGCCAUGGUGGAGCUGGAGGAGCUGUCCGCGCUCCUGGCAGAGCGCCCCAACGAGCAGCUGAGUCGCGUUAACGUCGAUCUUCUGGCGGACCUCGUUGCUUUUCAUAUCGACGAGUUCGACGCCUUCAUGACGCUGCGUGUCGAGGCAUUUGUGAGGGAGAUGCAGAGUGAAGGCGCCUUCUACACCGGCCCCGUCAUGACGGAUGCGUCUCAGAAGGCUACGCCAAUCGGUGUGUGUUCGGCGGUGCUGCUAGACGUUGCGGUCGGCGUGCGGCCAGCGCGGUCGGCUCGCAUCGUGCUUGAGCAUGCGCGGCAUCAGAUCACCAAAGUCGAGAACCGUCUGCACGCUGCAGACAUCGCGCUGCAGGAGUGCCAGUUGGUGGGCGAGGUUGCUGCAGAGGGUCAGCAAAGGCAGCAGGCAGAGGUGCAGCGUCGCGAGUUCACGAUCAUGAAGGGGCGGAUCAGCCACGCCCUGCGCCAGCUGGAUCGUGUUCAGCAAGCAUGGCUGGAAGAGGAACAGAGCAUCUUCACUCGUGCCGCCUCCGGUAGCCACGAUCUUGCGGCGCUGAUGCAGACAAAGCGCCUGCGCGAGGCGGAGGCGAUUGAGGAGGUGCAGCGGCUGCACGACCAGACGAUCCAUGCUUGCCUGCCCUUCGCCACCCCGCAGUAUCACCGCCGCUACGGUGAGACGUACGGCCAGCCGUGCCACGUCCGCCUCGGCUUCCACUUCUUGCCAGAUGUGAACACGGCAGCCGAGGUGGCCGCCGCUGCUGGAUCGACCAGUGCCGCGGCGCCGUCGUCGCUGAUGCUGCGCACCCUUUCCACGGAGUACUUUGCGCUGAUGCGCCAGCUGCGCGUUGCUCCUGCCGACUACGACACCUACGACUACCUUGUGCCGAGCAAGGAGCAGUUCUGGGUGAACUUCGCGAGCUUCCCGGAGAUGGUGAAAGGGGCUCGCUGCGCACUUCGCAACGUCGACGCUCGCCUCGACCACUUCCGCGCACUGGAGGAGCAGAAAGAGGUGGGCGGCUACUUCAUCAUGAACGGCGGCGAGCGCAUUCUGCGCGCGUUGCUCAUGCAGCGUUGCAACGUGCCGAUCAACAUCUACCGCGAGAAGUUCGUCACGCAGGGCCCGCACUUUUCCGCCAAGGCUGUCGUCAUUCGCUGCAAGCGGCCAAGCGGACUGACAGCGCAGAACUACUUCUACUACACAACGCAGGGCGAGGUGAUCUUCUCGUUCGCGCGCAAGGUGGUAUGGCAUCUACCGGCGCCGCUACUGCUGAGCGCAAUGAGUACGCAGAGCGUGUCGGCGGUGGAGCUUCAGCGGCUGCUGACGAUCGGCAUGCCAGAUGGCAACCACGUCGCCCGUGUCGAGGCACUCCUCCAGCACCACCGCCGCAAGCCCUACGGUGAUCUGCGGCACUUUAUCGACUACAUCACAGUUCUCGGCCGCAUGUACCGCGAGUACCACCAGAACUCAUCUGCGUUUCACUUUCUGCCGCUGUACGCGAAGGGUGCGACGUGCCAGCACGACGCGUGGUACGGUAUGUUCAUGCUGCGACGCCACGUCCUGCCGCACUUGAACAGCUGUGAUGUGGCCACGCCGGAUCUUGCCCCUGACGCCACUGCGCAGAAGCUGUUAGCGUGGCUGUCGCCCGCUCUUCUCGCCGAGCUGGACCGCAAGUUUGACGUGAUGAUUGCCAUCACUCGGCAGCUGUACCUCUUCAUUGACGGCGCUGUCGAGCAUCAGGGCAACGACGUCCCGGCGUACCAGGAGCUCUUCACCGUUUCGCAGGUGCUCAUUGGUGCCUUCGAGGUGUGCCUGAACCGGUACAUGCGCGGCUUUGUCUACCGCCUCGCACGGCACCUGCCUGCGGCGCUCUUUCGCCGCAUCCUCACCCUGCGCACUCUGCCCCCCGUCGACGCCGGGGACACCAUGCGGCAGGUGCGUCAGUUUGCGGAGUUUUGUGGCCGGCACGGUGGCAGCGACCCGCUCGAUCAGCUUGCCCGUCUGCUCGUGACGGGCAACAUGAACCUCAACCGCGAGGAGGACUUUUACUGCCCGCAGACGUCUGGGUGGGUGGUUAUGGCCGAGCACCUGAACUUCUACCGCUUCUUUGAGCAGCUUCGCUGCGUGCACCGUGGCAAGACGAUCGCCGACAUGCGUUCGAGCGAGGUGCGCAAGUACCCGUGUGAAGCGUACGGCUUUAUCUGCAUGGUGCAAAGCCCCGACGGCGAGGACUGUGGCGUGCUGAACCACCUGAGUCUGUCGACCAUCUCGUCGAACUCACCGGAUGCGGCCAUGACAGCGCAGCUGCGGGAGAUAGUGCGCAAGGCGGUGCCGGGCGUGCGCAGUCGCGCGACGCACAGCACAGUGGUGGAUCAGCUUUGUGAGACGGUGCCGGUGUGGAUGGAAGGCGAGCUGCUUGGGUACCUCAGCCCGGCAGACGCGGCGGAGGCCGCGACAACGCUGCGCCAGCUCAAGGCGCUCACGCUGCGCUCGCAGGUGCACGUGACCGGCAUCGUACGCCGCAAGGAUGCGUCGCCUCUGCAGACGCUGGAGGUGGUGUACGUGGCACCGAAGAACAAGGACCCGGCGGGCCUGUACGUUUUCUAUGACUGCGGACGACUCAUGCGUCCCGUGCAGCGGCUCGAAUCGUCGGUGCGCAAGGACGCGACCCACCUCCCUUUCCCGCUCAUGUUCAUUGGCACCUGGGAGCAGAGCUGGCUGGAUAUCGCCGCCGUCCCGAGCGACCCCCUCGACGCCGUCAUGCAGCUGAACCGCAAGUAUGAGUACAUGGAGCAGAACGGCACCAACCUCAUCUCCCUCACCUCAGCGACGAUCCCCUUCUUCGAGCACAACUGCUCGCCGCGCAACCUGUUCCAGUGCGGCCUCAGCAAGCAAUCUUCUGGCACACAGCUGCAGGCGCUGGCGUGGCGCAAGGAGGCAAAGCUGUUCCGCACCUAUUGCCCGCAGCGCUACAUCAGCCGCACCCUCCCCAUGGACUACUACGGCCUCGACGACGUGAACCUCGGUGUCAACGCCGUGAUUGCCGUUCUCGCCUACACCGGCUACGACAUGGACGACGCCGUCAUCAUCAACAGCACCGCUGCCCAGCGCGGUAUGCUGACGGCCGGUGUCACGGUCGCCAAGAUUGUGACGGCAUCCGGCAAGGGCUCCGACAAGGACGACGUCUUCGUGUUCCACAACCUGCUCUCCACGGGCGAGCGAUUCACGGCCGAGCUGGAGGCAAACGGGCUGCCGCCGAAGCGCGCGAACGCGAGCCUGGACGCGUUCUCCUUCGAUCGAGAUCACAAAUACCCUGGACUGCGAGACAACAACGACGUGUACUGCUGCGCCAAGCGGGUGGAGCGAGUGGACCCGUUCACGAACAAGUCUGUCUACGAGUACACGCGUCACCACGCCACCAAGUGGCGCCACUUCGACAAGGGCGAAGAUGCGUGGGUCCAGCAGGUGAUUCCGCUCGUGUACAGCGGGCCAGACCCGACAUCGGUGCUCAUGAUCUUUCGCAUCCCGCGUCCACCGACCGUGGGCGACAAGUUCUCGUCCCGCCACGGCCAGAAGGGUACGUUGCCGCUGCACAUCCGCUCUCACGACCUGCCUUUCGCCACGGCUAGCGGAAUAACGCCGGACGUCAUCAUCAACCCCCACGCCUUUCCGUCGCGCAUGACGGUCGGUAUGGUGCUGGAGAUCAUGACCGCCAAGGUCGGUGCCAUCGAGGGCCGCUUCAUCGAUCACAGUGCGUGGUCGACGGUAGACGAGCAGCCGCGAGUGGCGGAGUUGAUUGGCGAAGCGCUGGUCAAGGCAGGGUACAACCGCUACGGCCGCGAGCACCUGAUCGACGGAAUCAGCGGUGAAGAGAUGAAGGCGGACGUGUUCAUGGGCAUCUGCGGGUAUCAGCGUCUGCGGCACAUGGUUAGCGACAAGUGGCAGGCGCGGGCGCGUACGGACGCGCACACGUACCGGGCGGUAACCAAGACGGGGCAGCCGGUGAAGGGCCGCAAGCGCCACGGCGGCGUACGGGUUGGGGAGAUGGAGCGGGACGGCUUGCUAUCGCACGGCAUUAGUGAAGUGGUUGUUGACCGUCUCCUUCACGUGUCAGACAAGACAAAGGCAUUCAUCUGCCCGCGGUGCGGUAGCUUGCUCUCCCUGUACGAGCGGCAUGCCACUGAGUACGGUACAUGGCGCACCUGCCGCUUCUGCGGCGCCGGCGCAGACGAGAGCACCGACUCGAUAGCUAUGGUGGAGAUCCCACAAGUGCUGCGGCUGUGGGCGGCGGAGCUGACGAGCAUUGGCAUCCGCGUCGUGCUCAAGACGUCGGAGCUGUCCGACUUUAUAUGA
This is a messenger RNA of Leishmania mexicana MHOM/GT/2001/U1103, 4848 nucleotides long. Its product is annotated as RNA polymerase I second largest subunit,putative. The transcript has a single exon. Gene Ontology annotation, biological process: DNA-templated transcription. Gene Ontology annotation, cellular component: RNA polymerase I complex; nucleus. Bases 1 to 4848 code for a protein of 1615 amino acids. The record is from RefSeq and is a predicted model, not a curated record. Gene Ontology annotation, molecular function: ribonucleoside binding; DNA binding; DNA-directed RNA polymerase activity. NCBI's taxonomy places the organism in Eukaryota, Euglenozoa, Kinetoplastea, Trypanosomatida, Trypanosomatidae.